GAAGGACAAGAUGAUUAUGAAGAUCAGACGUAGGGACACAUGCCACUCAUUAAAAAUAUGACCUUCACGUGAUUUCUUUUCUUUACUUCUAUCUCUGUUCUUUCAUUUACCUCAUCUUUUUUCCCUUCAUACUUAUUGUACUCAUAAUUGUUUUCACCAUUUUAUCUUCGGAAAAAUUUUAAAAAAAUUCUGUAUGGGCUACAGAGGAAGUUCGUGUCUAUCCUUCCAAAUAGUGCAGUGAUUGUUCAAUCAUAAUAUAGGAAAGAUCCCAUGGGUGGGAAACUUGGAAUAAGAACCUAAAAAGUUGGGGGGGGAUAUAAAGAGGUAGGAGGAAGAUGAUGAUGGAAUGAAAUGCAGCAACGUGUGAUAUGUAAAGGUGAAAUGAAAGCAAGGUUGGGAGUAAUUUGAGGCUACUGACUCUCCUGUGAACCCUCAGACUCCAUACGACCAAAUCCCUUUGUCUCUCUUUUCUCUCCUUUCCAACUUUAAAAAUUUAAUGGAAAGUUGUGAUAUAAUCACAGGGUUCGCCCUCUGUUUCUUAUCAUUUUGGGUAAGCUGUAAAUCUGUAUCGUCCACUCACACUGUCUUAACUUAUCUAUUGUUCUUACUCUUUUAAUAGCCUCUAGCUUUAUCCUUUCAUCUAUAUGCCUCAUUCCCUCCUCGUACCUUCCCUUCCCUUUCUCUUUCCAUUGUUGAUAGAAUGUGAAAGAAAGAAGCUCCCUUGCUAACAUGCUCUUCUUCUAGCCCACGCAGGGGAAUCCUGGUUCAGAACCCUUUUCAGGAAUUUGUAAUUUGUAAAGAUCAAAAGUUGAAAAAAAAUGGCGAAGGAGUAUAGUGGCUCACCGAAGCAUCACCAUAUCGAGUCGAGAAGGAAGCGGUUGACAUGGAUUCUCGGCGUCAGUGGGCUAUGCAUUUUAUCAUACAUCUUUGGGGCAUGGCAGAACACCACGACACCGAUCAACCAAUCCGAAGCAUAUUCCAAAGUCGGUUGCACGGAUCAAACAUUCCCGUCAUCCCAAUCCUCUUCAUCAACAAAUACGCUCGAUUUCGAGAGCCACCAUAGCGUCGAAAUCAACAAUUCCAUUGAAGCGGUCACCAAGAAGAUCUCCCCCUGCGAUAUGAAGUUCAGCGAAUACACUCCCUGUCAAGAUCCGACUAGGGCCAGGAAAUUCGAUCGGAGAAUGUUGAAAUACAGAGAGCGUCAUUGUCCUCCCAAGGAAGAAUUGCUCCUCUGUAUGAUUCCGGCGCCGCCGAAGUACAAGACGCCGUUCAAAUGGCCGCAGAGCCGCGAUUAUGCUUGGUACGAUAACAUUCCUCACAGAGAACUUAGCAUCGAGAAGGCGGUGCAGAAUUGGAUUCAGGUUGAAGGCGAUCGUUUCCGAUUUCCCGGCGGUGGCACGAUGUUCCCCCGCGGUGCCAAUGCUUAUAUAGACGACAUUAACGAACUUAUUCCUCUUACUACAGGGAAGAUUCGAACCGCCAUUGAUACGGGUUGUGGCGUAGCAAGUUGGGGCGCUUUUUUGCUGAAGAGGGACAUCUUGACCAUGUCCUUUGCCCCAAGGGAUACUCAUGAAGCUCAAGUUCAGUUCGCUCUAGAGCGUGGCGUUCCGGCCAUGAUCGGUGUCUUGGCCUCUCAACGACUCCCUUACCCCGCCCGAGCCUUCGACAUGGCUCAUUGCUCUCGUUGUCUCAUCCCGUGGGCCGAUAAUGAUGGGUUGUACUUAAUUGAGCUGGAUCGAGUUUUGAGGCCGGGCGGGUAUUGGAUUCUCUCGGGCCCUCCGAUUCGUUGGAAGAAGUAUUGGAGAGGUUGGGCAAGAACACAAGAGGAUUUGAAACAAGAGCAAGACUCAAUUGAAGAAGUAGCCAGGAGGCUAUGCUGGAAGAAAGUGGUUGAGAAGAAUGAUCUUGCAAUAUGGCAAAAGCCCCUCAACCACAUCCAAUGCAUCAAGAACAAGAAAGUCUACAAAACACCCCACAUUUGCAAGUCAGACGAUCCCGAUUCGGCCUGGUACCGAAACUUGGAGACCUGCAUAACUCCAUUACCAGAGGUAAGUGGCGACAACGAAGUUGCCGGUGGUGCGGUGGAGAAUUGGCCAAACCGCGCAUUCGCCGUACCACCUCGAAUAAGUAGAGGAACAAUACCAAACGUGAACAAGGAAAAAUUCGAAGAGGAUAACAAACUAUGGAACGAGAGGAUUACAUAUUACGGAAAGAUGAUCCCGUUAGAGCAUGGACGAUACCGAAACAUAAUGGACAUGAAUGCAAAUCUCGGGGGAUUUGCAGCGGGUUUGUUGAAGUUUCCGGUGUGGGUUAUGAACGUCGUGCCAGCCAAUUCAGACCGUGACAGUUUGGGAGUAAUAUACGAACGCGGCCUAAUCGGAACGUACCAUGAUUGGUGCGAGGCCUUCUCGACGUACCCGAGAACGUACGAUCUAAUCCAUGCCGAUGGCAUAUUCAGCAUAUAUCAAGAUAGGUGUGAUAUAACUUACAUUUUACUGGAGAUGGAUAGGAUAUUGAGGCCUGAAGGGACAGUAAUUUUUAGGGACACAGUGGAAGUGUUGGUGAAAGUUCAAGCCAUUUCAGAUGGGAUGAAGUGGAAGAGCCAAAUUAUGGACCAUGAAACAGGACCAUUCAAUCCUGAGAAGAUUCUUGUCGCAGUAAAAUCUUAUUGGACUGGUGAAACCACCCGACAAUAAGAGAAACAAGCAUAGUAAAUUUUAAAUUACUGAAGCNUUUUUUUUUUUUUUUUUUUUUUUUUUUUUUUUUUUUUUUUUUUUUAACUCCACAUUUUUACCACUUAGGUGUGUACUUUGCCCUUCCUCUUUGUUUCAAACAUUUAUAUCAUUUGGGACACUAUUGUUCCAAUCAUAGAUAA
Molecule: messenger RNA, 2875 nt
Organism: Cucurbita pepo subsp. pepo (vegetable marrow)
Lineage: Eukaryota; Viridiplantae; Streptophyta; Magnoliopsida; Cucurbitales; Cucurbitaceae
Product: putative methyltransferase PMT18
Cellular component (GO): trans-Golgi network; cytoplasm; endosome
Molecular function (GO): methyltransferase activity
Source: RefSeq, a predicted model, not a curated record